Molecule: messenger RNA, 327 nt
Organism: Clonostachys rhizophaga
Lineage: Eukaryota; Fungi; Ascomycota; Sordariomycetes; Hypocreales; Bionectriaceae
Source: the annotation of a GenBank genome assembly
AUGACAAAGCCACUAGUAUUAUUUAAACGGGAUGUUAUUGAAUUCUUCGAUGAAUUCUUUGACGGCACGGAGAUGCCGUUCACUGACAACAAGGCGUCUAUUGACAAGCAGUACAAAGAUGUUAUGGAGGUUAUGGGGGACAUGGAUCGCAGGAUUAAAUUACUUGAAUCAGUUUGCUUGAGAUCUACCUCCGAAGCCUCCGCAGCCGUCAGAGUGGAUCUUUACAAGGCGAUUGGAUGGUGGCGGCAGGCAAUUUCAAGGAUGUAUGAAGCUGAUGGAGAUCCAGGGUUAGGCGACGGUCUAGAUCAAGUUCCAGAGGACGAGUGA